GAAAGAAAAGAAGAGAAAAAAACCCAAUUAUUAAUCUCAAAAAAUGGGGAAAGAAAAACAUUUUUCCAGGUAGUAUAUAUUAAAUUGAAUUUAAAACUAACGAGCGGCGUCACAAACUCACCGAGUUGAAGAAGGGACAACAACCGCUGAAAGGGGAACCCCGCCACACGCGACGGAGAUUUUUCCCCGAAAACUCAAUUUCCCAAGCAGAAGAUGGCGAAAGAAAUUGAAUCUCUGACAGAAGACGAAAGACGCGCACUUCGCGGAAGCAAAUUCGCCCCUCUCCCUUCUCUUCCUCGCUCCAGUUCCCACUCCCAACCCAGGUUGGCACAUCCCGGUGGACCAUUGGCGACUAAUAAAGCUGCGGCAUUGGCGAAGUUUCUAGAGCGGAAGCUGAAGGAGCCUAAUGGAUUGGCUUCCAUUAACCCUGAUUUGCUUGAACUUGCUGUCAAUAACGCCAAAAGGACCGUCUAUGCAAGUGGUACUUCUAAUCCCGAAAGAAGUGUUCGACAUGUGGACUCCUUUGGUGACUCUGAUUCAAAGGAUUCUAGUGAUGAAGAACAGAAUGAGAUUUCCAAGGUAAAGGAACACAAGAAGAUGAAGAAGAAGACGAAGAAGAAAGACAAACAGAAAAAG
This is a messenger RNA of Arachis ipaensis, 636 nucleotides long. RefSeq names its product E3 ubiquitin-protein ligase. NCBI's taxonomy places the organism in Eukaryota, Viridiplantae, Streptophyta, Magnoliopsida, Fabales, Fabaceae. The record is from RefSeq and is a predicted model, not a curated record.